AUGACCGAGGAACGCUCUAUACGACGUCUGUCGUCCAUCGGUUUCUUCAUGCACAGCGUUUCGUUGCCAACCGGAGUCGACCGAGCUUUCAAGUACGUACUGCUUAUCGUUGUGCUCAUUCUCGUGGUGGUUGACUGGAUACGACGUUGUCGAUCCAUCCAAUCGUCGCUCGUCUCGCGUUGUCUCGCAUCGCCUCGCCUCGCCUCCUUCCUCUUGUCUGCUUCUGCCACUGGCGAUCGUCUUUCGGUUGCCGUUGUCCUGCACUUUGACUCCUGCGGCCCAUUUCCGAUUCCGACUCAGACUCGGACUCAGACUUCUGCGCGAUUCGUCGGCUACCGUCGCCGCCUUCUUCGUCUCUUCGCCCAAGUGUCGUCGUUACCGCCGCAGCUGAAGCCUUUCCCGACGUUCAGCGACGAGGAGAUUCGAAACUCGUUGGAACUCGAGGUCAAAAAGCACAAGUACUGGCGUUCAUCCGCCGUUAACAACAUGAAGAUCAUCGAAAUCGAGAGUACCGUCGCGCUCAGGGUAGGAGUACUGCAUGGAUUAUUUGUACUCAUCAUUUGAUG
Molecule: messenger RNA, 566 nt
Organism: Soboliphyme baturini
Lineage: Eukaryota; Metazoa; Nematoda; Enoplea; Dioctophymatida; Soboliphymatidae
Source: the annotation of a GenBank genome assembly